Messenger RNA from Geodia barretti, 4151 nucleotides. The record is from the annotation of a GenBank genome assembly. Lineage: Eukaryota; Metazoa; Porifera; Demospongiae; Tetractinellida; Geodiidae.
CUUUCUCUGCGGGGUGUUCUCGCUGCCGUUUCUCUGCUGGACUUCGGCUGAUCGUUCCGAUUCAGUAAGCCUGUACGGCGGCUCCAGUGUCGGACCCUGCAGCGCCGCAGGAGUAAGGGAUAAUCUAACGUUCAUCGCUAACUACACCGAUCUACCGGACGCCCUCGAGGAGUUAGAGCGAAACGCGACGACAGAGUUCUCCCACUUUACCGUCUGUCUCCGCGGAGAUGGCGCCUUUACGCUGUCCCCAGUAAACCUUACAGUCAGCGUAGGAAUUCAGUCCGCCGCGGGACCAACUACGACGGAGAGGAGCAGGAUAUACUGCAACGCGGUGCCCAGUAAAAACUACUCGGGCUUUCUUCCGCGGAUCCCAGGACGUGCGGCUGGAGAACUUACGUUUCGAGGGCUGUACAUCGCCCAUUGGUCUAGAGCUAGUGGAGACAGUCGUCAUCGUUAACUGCUCGUUCAGGUAUUUCACGGAAGCUGUGUUUGACAUCUUCAAUUGUCAAGACACAAACAUCGUCGACUCAGUUUUCGAGCAUAAUUCUGGCCAUGGUUUGUCGGGGGUCACUAGUCGAGGUAACACGGGCGGUGUUGCCAUUGGUUUUCGAAACGCUCCACCAUCCAUGAGAGAAGUUUCUGUCAUUAUUUCAAACACGACGUUCCUGAACAACACUGCAUUUUCGACCUCGUUUCUCCUGGCUCUUGAUCGUCUGGUCUACCCUGGAAGAGGAGGAGCUCUAGGAAUGUUCAUGUCCCACGCAUUUGACAACGUGACGGUAGUAAUCUCACACUGUUCAUUUGUUGAAAACACAGCAGCACUCUUUGGAGGGGGGAUAUUCUAUUUAGUCACUCACGAGAGCCACCGCCACAAGUUACUGAUUGAUAAUACGACAUUUGAUUCAAAUUCCGGUCUAUUUGGGGCCUCGGGGGUUAUGCUAGCUAAUCCGCUAUCACUUGAAGAGUUGCCAGGGGAAAGGGAACCAGUGCUAUUUAAGAUCAGAGGGUGUCGGUUUGUUAACCACACCGCCAACAGUGGAGGGAGCAUCUCCUUGUUUCCAUCCUAUCUCACUGGGAGAGGAAGUCAGAUGAUACUGAGCGACAGUGUGUUUGUCAACAACAGGGAAAACGAGUCGGAUCCUUUCGCUCACGGCUCGGCCAUCGCUAUUUCAGAGAUCAAUAUCUUCAGCGAUCGUUCGUCGAUCCCCGUGCACCAAAUCACAAACUGUACGUUUGUCAACAAUUCGGGGCAGAAUGGUAUUGUCAAUGAUGGAUAUGCUCCAAUCCUGUUCUCAGGAGCUAACAGUUCCUUGGAAACAAAGGAACACCACUGAAGUUGGUAGGGUCCUUGGUUGAGCUGACUGGUCAGAUGGACUUCAUUAACAACACUGUCAGUAAUGGGGCAGCUCUCUUCUUCACCUCCUUUGCUCAGGCUCGCCUUCAUCGCGGUCUCAGGAUCCUCUUUCAGGGAAACAUUGGAAGGUUGGGUGCUAGUAUCUUUGUGGACAACCCAACGUUCAGUCUGAGUUCUAUCUACAAUCCUCUCUGCUUCUUCCUCUACGAGGACUCUACUUCCUCCCCUACCCAGUGGGAUGAUAUCAAUAUUACCUCCACAAGAAACAGUGCUCUAGAGGGCUCGACUCUCUACAUCAGAAGACUGGAGCAUUGCAAUUGGGUCUCUCUCUCUCCUCCGUUCAACAACAACACCGCAUCAGAGAUUGGAUCAUCUGGGACAUUCGUAACAACUCCAACACUGGGUUCGAAGGUGACAUUAAAACCGACGCUUCGGAAAUGUCUGUCACUACACGGGAGGUAUCUCCGUGGCCAGGACAAAAUUUUCCAGUAUCUCUGACCGUUCGAGAUCAGUUUGACCUCCCGACCUCUGUCACUGCUCAAUUCCUCUUCAAUGUAAGAAUAUUUUUUUAAGAAUGUGCCAGGAAUUUUCCAUUGACCCAGGCUAAUGAAGGGGGAGGAGGAGAGAGGGUGGUACUGCAGCCUGAGCUGACAGCCAUCACAAGCAGAGCAGAGUUCACUCAGAACUUCAGCUCUGUGACCAGCUCUCAGGACGCCAGUGGGACCGUUCUCAUCUCAAAUGGUCUACAGAGUAAAGCUUUCCAGACCCAGCUACUGGUACUAAACUCCUUCAGCCUGGACCUGGUGCCCUGUCCUGGAGGCUAUACUCCAAUGAGUAUAGAGACCAGAGAGGGUCUGUGGGGUUGUGUGUGUGACACUGGACUAGAGAACCUCGUACUCUGCUCUUCUGACCAAGAUACUAUAUUCAUCACAUCAGGGAUGUGGGCAACAUACGUGCCUCCAGCAGUGGACGGAAGCCAUAAUAUAGAGUUCUACCCCUGCCCUCCCGACUAUUGCUCCUGUGUUAACGAUGUAAUCACCGAUGUCAGUGGAACUGUGUGCAUGUAUGCCUAUACCAACUCGAACCCUGACCUACAGUGCAGCUGCAACAGAAGAGGUGUGCUGUGUGGAGAAUGCGCCAAUUCCUCAUCGGUGACUGCUCUAUUCAACCGCUGUUCAGACUGCUCCAACCACUCAUUUCUGCUCAUCCCUGCCCUCAUCAUUGUUGAUGUGGUUGUGUCUGUUUUCAUUGCUGUCCUCAAUGCCCCACUGCCCGAAUGGACCUACCCUUUCCUCUUCUAUAUCCAGAUGGCUCCAUACGCUGUCCAAUAUUUUCCACUGAGUUUCAGCACCGUCGGGAAAUAUCUGUACUUCGUAGGCAGUGCCAGUAGCUUCUACUUUGUCUAUGAUUUCUGUCUCUACAACGGAAUGACAUCACUCGGAGGGUCAGCACUGCGCUACCUACCUCUCCUGACCGGGGCCGCCACUCUUCUACCACUCCUGGGGCUCAAACUAUGUAUGUCGAAGCGACGUAGCACCAUCAAGUACCACGGACUGUGGAUGAUAGUUCUUCUGUCCUUCUCUCACGUGGUCUACACAUCAAUGAGUCUCCUAAACUGCCCCUCUAUUACUGACAGCAACGGACACACCUCCCCCAGGUGGUUUGUGAAUGGUGAGGUAGAGUGCUUCAGUGGUUCUCAUCUCUACCUGGGAGUGGCAGCUGGCAUCAUUCUGCUCCUGGCCUUCCUCCUUACUGUCACUACCACUGUACUCCCUCUCACACAGGCCAGACACAAGAGGCAGUGGGUCACAAAGUUGAGCAGCACUCUCUCGUUUAGCUACAGAGACAAAUGCGAGUGGUGGGCCAGCGUUGAACUGUCCAGGAGAAUCUUCCUCAUCUUUGUCCUUCUCACCUUCCCCAGAAACACGACACUGGUCAUUCUGGUACUAGCUGGUAUCCUAGCUCUAUUUGGACACGCCCAUCCCUACAAACACCGCCUCACAAACAUCUCCGAAGUGGCUGUUCUCACAAACUUCAUCAUUCUCCUCGCUCUUCGACAAACGCCUUACGUCAUCGACGAGUACUUCCAGUUCCCCAGCGAGGAGGGAGAGGGUGGGUGUGGUGACAACGUUCCAAGGGGCGUGGCUACAAUAUCGUGGAUUCUCCUACCUCUGUACUACCUGCCAGUGCUGGUCUUUGCUGUGUUGAUAAUUGCCCGUAUAGUUCUGUAUGGGGCGCCUCCUCUUUGGGCACGUGUGAAGAAGAUAAAGAUAAGAAGACGCGAGGAGGGAGGUUUCCAUGACAACUCACUGAGUAUGAGUCACAGAAGACCAGCUAGCAGCAUGCCCACCACACACACCAGUCUCAGAAUCGCACGAGGUGUGACCCACGGCAUCGCCUCUGUCAUUAGGUCAAACAAGAAGAAGAAAUCUUGGAGAAAUAACGGUCUCGAACUUAGAGCUACUACAGCUGAUGAUCAUGAAGACCUCAUUGAUCCAUUUUUGUGACGUUUUCAAUUUUAGCUCCUCUGUUUCUGUCAUGGGUUUGUGCAAUCACUAAUAAUAUCUUUUGCCAGUUUAAUAUUUCGGGCCAAGUGAUGUACCUCCUAAUAUGGACAUGUUGGUAUAUACCAGGCCUUUUGUCCUUUUACAGGGAGGUUGUCCAUAAAAGCUGGGAUCUAAAAGUGUGAGUGGUAGUCGAUCAGUUAAUGGGAGUGUUCUUUAUCAGAGGUUCUAAUAUAUACCAUCAGGACACUCAACUUGGUGUGUUAAAAAUCAUAUCAGUAACUAAAAUGAAC